AUGUCGGGCAAGAUAGACGCCUUCGUCGACUGCGUCUCUCCAUAUUCGUACUAUGCGGCACUGUAUCUAAGACGAAAUCGCAAAGCGCUUGAGUCUCAUAACGUUGAAGUGGAGCUGCAUCCCGUGUUCUUGGGCGGUAUCAAUGUCGGCUCAGGAAACAAACCCCCGUGGACACUACCAGCCAAAGCAGCCUACUCCAAGUUUGACCAGCAGCGGGCAUGCAAGUACUUUGGCGUGCCGACGAUUCGGCCCCCCGACUUCUUCCCUAUCCUUUCGAUCAUGCCCCAACGAUGCAUGAUCUACAUCAAGCGACACUAUCCCCGUGAGCGCUUCGAGACCACCUUCCUCUCGCUGUCGGAGUGGAUGUACUAUAAGAAUAUCGAUAUCAGCAAGCCCGAACACAUGACUGAGCUGCUAAAGACUCACGAUUUCUCCGACCAAGAAAUCAAAGAAAUUCUCGCAGCCGCCUCCAGCUCUGAGUACAAAGAGGCUCUGACAGCUAACACACAAAAGGCGCUUGAUCAAGGUGCAUACGGAGCUCCCUGGUUCUGGGUGCGCAACAAAGAUGGCAAAGAAGAGCCCUUCUUUGGAAGCGAUCGGUUUGCGUUCAUGUGGCAGUACUUGGGAAUUCCGUUCCAGGAUGUGACUAUUGUUGAGAAAGCGCGCUUGUAG
Penicillium macrosclerotiorum is the source of this 672-nucleotide messenger RNA. RefSeq names its product putative DSBA family oxidoreductase. Lineage: Eukaryota; Fungi; Ascomycota; Eurotiomycetes; Eurotiales; Aspergillaceae. Gene Ontology annotation, cellular component: mitochondrion; peroxisome. Bases 1 to 672 code for a protein of 223 amino acids. Gene Ontology annotation, biological process: glutathione metabolic process. Gene Ontology annotation, molecular function: glutathione transferase activity; glutathione peroxidase activity. The record is from RefSeq and is a predicted model, not a curated record. The transcript has 6 exons.